Messenger RNA from Liolophura sinensis, 1044 nucleotides. RefSeq lists its product as uncharacterized. The transcript has a single exon. NCBI's taxonomy places the organism in Eukaryota, Metazoa, Mollusca, Polyplacophora, Chitonida, Chitonidae. The record is from RefSeq and is a predicted model, not a curated record. Bases 1 to 1044 code for a protein of 347 amino acids.
AUGGGUAAAGCCAGGGUUACCCCUAUGAAGCACGUUGCCAUCCCCAGACUCGAGUUGACUGCUGCUCUCGUGUCAGCUAAGAUUAGUGCCUUCUUGAAGCGGGAGCUGGAGUUUGAGGAUAUCCAGGAAUACUUCUGGACUGACAGCAAAGUAGCACUGGGGUAUGUUACGAACGAUGCUCGAAGAUUCCAUGUGUUCGUCGCGAAUCGUGUACAACAGAUAAAGGAAUUAAGCGAAGGAGCACAAUGGCGGCACAUACCCACAGACAAGAAUUCAGCUGACGAAGCAUCGCGAGGGUUGAGUGCUAAACAGUUCGUAGAGUCAUCUAGGUGGAUAUGUGGCCCAGCCUUUCUCAGGGAGAUGAGGAUUCCAGACUUGGAUAUUGAGACUCAGGAGAUCUUAUGUGACGAGAACGACCCAGAAGUUAAGAGAGCCACGACGGGGGCCAUACGGGCUAGGACGUCUCAUGAACGGUUCCAAUACUUUUCCGAUUGGUAUCGUCUGAAGAGAGAAGUGGCUGUUUUUCUUAGACUCAAGUCUUUUUUACAAGAUCGCAAGGUGAAGAUUAACCGAUGCCAAUGUCCGGCGAAGUCCAUUGAUGAGUAUGAGCCAGUAAAGAGCGAGGAUCUUGAGAAGGCUGAAAAUGUUAUUCUGAAGUUGGUGCAAAGAGAAUCGUUUUCGUCGGAUAUCAAAGUCCUUGAAUCGGUGCAUAAGAGCGGGAAGUCGACGAGGCAAACGGAGAAAGAUCUCAAGAGAGUUUUAAAAGGCACAAGUUCGAUUCAUCGACUGGAUCCCUUCCUUGAUGAUAACGGCAUUCCACGAGUGGGUGGCCGAUUACAACGGGCAGAAUUCACUUCGAAUGUAAGACACCCUGCUGUGCCGAGGACUCACCAUAUCACCACAUUAGUGAUUCGACACUUUCAUCAGAAGACAGGACAUCAAGGCCGUGGAAUGACGACUAACCAGUUGAGGGCGAACGGUUUUUGGGUCACUGGUUGCAGUUCAGCCGUUUUGCAAUACAUCAGUAAGUGUGUGGAAUGCUGA